Antrostomus carolinensis (chuck-will's-widow) is the source of this 351-nucleotide messenger RNA. It is a transcript of the gene ANKRD16, whose product is annotated as ankyrin repeat domain 16. The transcript has a single exon. Gene Ontology annotation, molecular function: protein binding. NCBI's taxonomy places the organism in Eukaryota, Metazoa, Chordata, Aves, Caprimulgiformes, Caprimulgidae. The coding region runs from base 1 to 351 and encodes 116 amino acids. The record is from RefSeq and is a predicted model, not a curated record.
AUGGCAGAGGGGGAGAGGCCGAGGAAGCUCCUCCGCCUGGUGCAGGAGGGACGCCUGGAACUCCUCCGGGAUGAGCUGAGACCGGGUGAUGUCUCUGGACCUCUGGACCUGGAGGUGCAGAGCCGGCGCUACGGGCGCUCCGAGGACACGCUGCUGCACCAUGCUGCCCGCUACGGGCACCUGCACAUCCUCACCUACCUGGUACAGGUGUUGGGGAUGGAUGUUGAGGUGUUUAAUAGUGAUUACAAAAGACCCCUCCAUGAAGCAGCCUCCAUGGGCCAUGAGGAGUGUGUCUCCUACCUCCUGGAGAGAGGAGCCAGCGUAGACUGCUUGAAAAAAGCAGACUGGUAG